UACAACCUCAAUUUCAUUUCUUUAUAUUAUAUUUUGAAUCCGACACGAGCGCCCGGCGGCUGCACCCACACGCAUGUUUGUAUUCACUAUUCAGUAUUGAAUGAGAUCCCCAAAUCAUCGUCAAUUCGUCUGUAAAUCUCUCUCUAGGGUUUUCUCACGAUUUACAAUUCAUUUAACUGCUGAUCAAUUCCAGUUUUGCAUUAUAUGGUACCAAGCUAAAUUUCAACAUUUUUAAUUCCUCGUAUAAAAACCUCCAAAAUUCUUUUUUUUUUUUGAAUUAUUGCAAAAAUUAUCAGCCUUAUUUAAUGCCCAUAAUUCACCCAAUUCAAUAGUGCUUUUAAUUCAUCAAUGUCACCACUAAAUCUACCCAGAAAAAAUUUGCUUUCGUAGCGAAGGUUAAAAUCAACAAGCUUUUCGCGAUCGUUGUUCACGUCAACGUUUAAAUCCUCGUCCCAAUUAAUGGUUGCACCGCGGGGGGUGUUGGUGGUAGAGAUGGGAGACCGGCUGUCGAAUAGGGAUGGGGAGAAUCCAGAGUCCCCCUCGGGGAAGAAGUUCAAGCCGGAGAAGUCCCCGCUAUCACGGUGGGAGUUUGCUGCCGCUUUGGGGGUGUUCUUGGUGUUUUUGACCGGGUUGUUCUGCAUCUACCUCACCAUGCCGGCAGCUGAAUAUGGGGAGAUCAAGCUGCCCCGCACCCUUUCCGAACUUCGUGUGCUUAAGAACCAUCUUGGAACAUUUGCCAAAGAUUACCCAGCUAAGUUCAUUCUGGGUUACUGCUCUAUAUACAUAUUCAUGCAGACAUUUAUGAUACCUGGGACCAUUUUUAUGUCCUUGCUUGCCGGAGCUCUUUUUGGUGUUAUCAGGGGCCUUUUUUUGGUUGUCUUUAAUGCCACAGCUGGUGCAUCAUCCUGUUAUUUCCUAUCAAAGUUGAUUGGCAAGCCUAUUGUUAACUGGUUGUGGCCUGAGAAAUUGAGAUAUUUUCAGGCAGAGAUAGCAAAGCGCAGAGAGAAAUUGCUUAAUUACAUGCUUUUUUUGAGAGUUACUCCAACGUUGCCAAACCUUUUUAUCAAUUUAGCAUCACCGAUAGUGGAUAUACCGUUUCAUAUAUUCUUUCUUGCUACCGUGCUAGGUCUAAUUCCAGCCUCCUUUAUUACAGUCAGGGCUGGGCUUGCUCUUGGAGAUUUAAAGUCGGUUAAAGACCUAUAUGAUUUUAAGACCUUGUCUGUGCUUUUCCUUAUUGGGUUGCUUUUAUUAUUCCCGACCUUUUUGAAGAGGAAGCGAAUAUAUGAAUAGAGGUAUUGGUGCACUCCCUCCCAUCUCUGCUGGAAAUGGACCCCUCAAGAUCAUGUACCUGAAUACAGAAUGCCAAACGAUAAUCUACCUUUUGCUUGUGACACAGGUUUGAUCGAUUACCGUACAAGAUCACAAAGGCCAAAACAUGCAUAUUAUUUUGUGUUUCAUGUUGAUUAUAAAACAUCACUUCCUAGGUUAUAUCUGGAUCACUCUAUAAUCCUGGAUUGUAUUGCUAUAUAUCAAUAUAUGGAAAGCCAAAUUCCGAAAAAGUGGAUACAAUAUAGAAUCUGAUUAAAUUAUUAACAUAAGACAUGAGAGGAAUAUGUUUAGCAAAAAUGCUAUUUGUACA
Olea europaea var. sylvestris is the source of this 1639-nucleotide messenger RNA. RefSeq lists its product as uncharacterized. Lineage: Eukaryota; Viridiplantae; Streptophyta; Magnoliopsida; Lamiales; Oleaceae. The record is from RefSeq and is a predicted model, not a curated record. The transcript has 4 exons. Gene Ontology annotation, cellular component: endoplasmic reticulum. Bases 460 to 1290 code for a protein of 276 amino acids.